This is a messenger RNA of Python bivittatus (Burmese python), 5052 nucleotides long. NCBI's taxonomy places the organism in Eukaryota, Metazoa, Chordata, Lepidosauria, Squamata, Pythonidae. The record is from RefSeq and is a predicted model, not a curated record.
GGUGUGAUCUCCCAGAGAAAAGGAAUGGGUGGGUUGAAAACAACCUUUGCCAAUCUGGUUGCCUCCAAGUGGGGUGGAUUCCCAUACUCAGAAUUAUCCGGGCAGCAUAACCAUUGCUGAGGAUUCUGGGAGUUGGUUCACACACCCAAAGGGCACCCAAGCUGGAUAAGGUUGGUCUAGAACAAUGGUUCUUAAACUGGGGGUAAUUGGGGCAUGUCCUGGAGGUAAUGAAGCCAUUUGUAAUUGCUUGUUUGAGAAUUGAUCCAGUUUGGGACUGCCACUGCUGAGAUGCUUGUGUAAAACAACAGAGUCUGUUUUUUUGAGGUGGGGAGUAGGUGGGUGAAUGACAUUGUUGGAGACUGGGAAAAGAGAUAAUUGGGUCAAACAGUUUUAAGAGCCAGUGGUCUAGAAAAUUAAUUAUAAGUCAUAGAAAUGAAAAGACAGAAUUGCAAUACUUCUCUCAUUCAAAAUCUCUGCACUGAAUUAUGCUCAGAAAAGAGAGAGGAAUAUUGGUGGGGGGCAGAAUAGCUUUUUGCAUCCUGCUGUUGUAACCAGGGAAUUAGUCUGGAGCAUUUGAGGGUCGCAUCGUCUCGGUUCAGUGAUUUGAAAGCUGGAAGAUAAUGGCCAUUCAUCUGCUGGUGCGAUCGAAAGGAUUAAGGAUGUUGACAUGUUGGUCAUUCAUAUUGAUUCCUGGCUUACACUGGUGCCUCAACAAGGCCACUGCCCAUGGACAGUCUUUAGGUGUUUCACGUUCCUCUGGAAGAGCGACGUUACAAGGACAACAGCCAGUUUGGAGAAGGUGACGAGGCCAAAGUAUGCGUGGACAUUAUGCAGAAGACGGGGGCUCAUAUUGAGCUUUCCUUGGCCAAAGACCAGGGCCUGUCCAUCAUGGUGACUGGCAAACUGGACUCUGUAAUGAAAGCACGAAAGGAAAUUGUUGCUCGGCUUCAGACCCAGGCUUCAGCUACUGUCACAAUCCCCAAAGAACACCAUCGCUUUGUGAUUGGCAAGAACGGCGAGAAACUGCAGGAGCUCGAGCUAAAGACAGCCACCAAGAUCAACAUCCCACGGCCUGAAGACCCCAGCAGUCAGAUCAAGAUCACUGGCACCAAAGAAGGCAUUGAAAAAGCACGUCAUGAGAUCUUGCUCAUCUCAGCAGAGCAGGACAAGCGAGCAGUGGAGCGCUUGAACCUGGAGAAGGUCUUCCACCCAUUCAUUGCUGGGGCCUUCAACAAAACAGUCCAGGAGAUCAUACAGGAGACAGGGGCACGCAUCAACAUCCCCCCGCCCAGUGUCAGCAAGGAUGAGAUCAUCAUUACCGGGGAGAAGGAACCUGUCUCCCAGGCUCUCCUGCGUAUCCGGAAGAUCUAUGAAGACAAGAAGCGCAAAACCACCACCAUCUCUGUGGAGGUAAAGAAGUCCCAGCACAAGUACAUCAUCGGCCCGAAAGGAAACACCUUGCAAGAAAUCCUAGAAACCACCGGGGUCUCGGUGGAGAUGCCACCCCUUGAAAGCAGCUCAGAGACCAUCAUUCUGCGUGGGGAGCCAGACAAGCUGGGACCAGCCCUAACUCAGGUCUAUGCCAAGGCAAAGAGCGUGAUGGUAGCUGAAGUAAUGGCCCCAGCCUGGUUACAUCGUUUUAUCAUUGGGAAGAAAGGACAGAAUAUUGGCAGAAUUACCCAGCAACUCCCUAAGGUUCACAUUGAAUUCACGGAUGGCGAUGAGAAGAUCACUCUGGAAGGACCCACCGAGGAGGUGGAAUUGGCUCAAACCCAGAUUCAGGAGAUCAUUCGGGACCUGCUCAGACGAAUGGACUACACUGAGGUGCUUAUUGACCAGAGGUUUCAUCGUCAUCUGAUUGGGAAAAAUGGAGCCAACAUCAACCGCAUCAAGGAACAGCACAAAGUCUCAGUCCGCAUUCCUCCCGACAGUGAGAAGAGCAACCUGAUCCGGAUAGAAGGAGACCCUCAAGGGGUUCAGCUGGCUCGUAAGGAGCUCCUGGAAAUGGCUGCUCGGAUGGAAAAUGAACGCACCAAGGACCUGAUAAUUGAACAGCGCUUUCACCGGACAAUCAUUGGGCAGAAAGGCGAGAAAAUCAAGGAGGUCCGGGACAAAUUCCCAGAAGUAAUCAUCAAUUUCCCUGACCCUUCACAGAAGAGCGACAUUGUACAGUUGCGUGGCCCCAAAAACGAGGUGGAGAAGUGUGCCAAGUACCUCCAAAAAGUCAUUGCAGAGCUGAUCGAAAAUAGUUUUUCCAUCCCGGUUCCAAUCUUCAAGCAAUUCCACAAGAACAUCAUUGGGAAAGGAGGCACCAAUAUCAAAAAGAUUCGAGAGGAAACCAAUACCAAGAUUGACCUCCCUACAGAAAACAGCAAUUCCGAAGUGAUCCUGAUAACUGGGAAGAAGGCUAACUGUGAGGAUGCUCGGGAUCGCAUCUUAGCCAUCCAGAGAGAGCUGGCUAACAUCAAAGAAGUGGAUAUCUCUAUCCCAGCCAAAUUGCACAAUUCACUGAUCGGGGCCAAGGGUCGGCUGGUGCGCUCAAUCAUGGAGGAAUGCGGUGGGGUGCACAUUCAUUUCCCUUCAGAAGGCUCAGGCAGUGAGAAAGUCACCAUCCGAGGACCUGGUGAAGAGGUGGAGAGAGCAAAACGCCAGCUAUUACAUCUGGCUGAGGAAAAGCAAAUCAAUAACCACUCAUUGGAACUGCACGCCAAGCCAGACUACCACAAGUUCCUGAUUGGGCGUGGAGGUGCUAAUAUCCGCAAAGUGAGGGACCGCACCGGUGCCCGGAUCAUCUUCCCCACCCCUGAGGAUAAGGACCAGGAUGUUAUCACCAUUGUGGGGAAAGAGGAUGCAGUACGGCAGGCUCAGCAAGAGCUGGAGAGUCUCAUUCGUAACUUGGAUAAUGUCAUUGAAGACUCGAUGGUGGUGGAUCCCAAGUACCACCGCCAUUUUGUGGCCCGUCGGGGACAUGUGCUGCGGGAGAUUGCAGACGAGUACGGUGGGGUCACUGUGAGUUUCCCCCGGACAGGUGUCCAGAGCGAUCGUGUGAUGCUCAAGGGAGCCAAGGAUUGUGUGGAGGCUGCCAAGAGGCGCAUUCUAGAGAUCAUCAGUGACCUGGAGGCCCAAGUGGUUCUGGAAUGCAUCAUCCCGCAGCGCUACCAUCGGGUCGUCAUGGGAGCAAAAGGUUACAAGGUGCAACAAAUCACUCGGGAUCAUGAUGUGCUCAUCAAGUUCCCGGAGCGAGAUGACAAUUCAGGUUCAGAAGCACAGUCUCAGGAAAAUGGUGAUGUGAUGCCUGAACUGGACACCACUCCUCGCAAAUGUGAUGUCAUCAUCAUUUCCGGACGCAAGGAGAAGUGUGAGGCUGCCCGGGCAGCUCUGCUGGCUCUGGUUCCCAUCACCAUGGAUGUUGAUGUUCCCUUUGAUCUGCAUCGCUACAUCAUUCGGCAAAAGGGAGCUGGCAUUCGCAAGAUGAUGGAAGAAUAUGAGGUGACAAUCUCAGUGCCACAACCGGAACAGCAGUCUGAUAUCAUCAAGGUCACUGGCCUCGUCCCCAACGUGGAGCGAGCCAAGGCCGGCCUCCUGGACAGGGUCAGAGAACUGCAGGCUGAGCAGGAAGAUCGGGCACUGCGAGGGUUCAGGCUGACAGUGAGCGUGGAACCCAAGUACCAUCCAAAGAUCAUUGGCAAGAAAGGGGCUGUCAUUUCCCAGAUCCGUAAGGACCAUGAUGUCACUGUCCAGUUCCCCGACAAAGGGGAUGAGAAUCAGGAUCUAAUCACAAUCACCGGCUACGAGAAAAAUGCCGAGGCUGCCCGAGAUGCCAUCUUGAAAAUUGUGGCUGAUCUUGAGGAGAUGGUCAGUGAAGAUGUCCGCCUGGAUCACAGGGUCCACGCCCGCAUCAUCGGUGGGAGAGGCAAAGCUAUCCGCAAACUCAUGGAAGAAUUCCGGGUGGAUAUCCGCUUCCCGCAGCCGGGCUCCAGUGACCCAGACAGAGUCACAGUGACGGGGCUGCCUGAAAACGUUGAUGACGCAAUUGACCACAUGCUUAACCUGGAAGAGGAAUACAUGAUGGAUGUGGUGGAAACGGAAACCAUGGCUGCUUAUAUGAAGCCCCCCUCCCGCUUGGAAGAGGAGCCUCGGGGCCCAGCCAAGGGCUUUGUAGUGCGUGAUGCCCCCUGGAAUGCAUCUGGGAACAAGGCCCCAGAUGUGAGCAGUGCCGAAGAGUUCCCCAUUUUUGGCACCGGUGUGGUCCCUAAGCAGGCAUCAGUUUGGGGCCCUAAGAAGUUUUGAGGUCAGGGACCACGACUGGCUCUCCAGGCAAGGCCUUGCGGGGGCUCUCUCGCACCAUCAGCUCCCUGCCGCUGGCCGCCUCUUGCUGUCCAGAUUCCUCCUCCUCGCCUGCACUCCUCUCCGUGACUCUGUGCAAACCAUUAACCGAUCAAAAAGCCAUAGCCUCCCUCCUCUUCCUUCUUUUUGAGCCAAAAGUAGGCCAGGUUGUAAGCACACGUAUGUAAAGGAGCCUCAUGCAGCUAGCAGGUUUUUCCUCCCCUCUCCGUGCCAGAUUUCAGGGCAUUAGUAUCUCCUGGCCAGACCCGGCUGUCAGACCCCGCUUCCGCCUCUCAGCCAGGAGAGGAGUAGGCACAAACCUUUCCUGUACUGUCCCUUCUCCUCCUGGGGUGGCUGUUGGCAUGUUCCACGCAUCCAGAUCUCCUGGAGGGUUCGGGGUUCGGACCUGCUGACAUCGAAGCGCGGUUGGCUCACGCCCUCCUCCCCGCCCGCCAAAACAAUCAUCUGCUUUUGGAUGCCCGAAGCAGGUUGACCUCAGCUUCUGUUUCCUGGCCACACCAGUGAAUUUGGAGCUGGCCCUUUGGGAGAGGACUAAAACUGGGGGAAGCGUCAUGGAGGUUGGUGGCUUUUGUGGGGAGGGGGGGUGAAUAUCUAGGAACAAGAUUCUGGCUUCGUGUGGGUGAAAGGCCCACUUUAGAAGCAGGUAGCACUUAGAAACUUUGGCAACAAGCAGCCUUUGUUCUCCUCCCUCUUUUCACUCCCAUG